AUUUUCAAAAAUUAUCUUUGAUAAAGAUAUCUUUGAUGGUGUCUGUAAAUAUAUUUAAUUAUGUUAUAUUGUGCAUUAUAAGUAAUUAAACAUGAAUAGUACAGCUACUACAAUUAAUCAAGAAGAAAUUAUUAGACAUUCUAUCGAAAACGAGCCAGAAAUACCAGAUGAACAUUUAGAUAAUAUCAGCUUAAUAAAUAAUAAUGAAAAAGAAAUGGAAUUCAUAAACUGUAAGGUCGAAAAGGAAGAAUUAGUUAUAAAGGAGGAAAUAACCGCUUUUCACGAAAUAUGCUUCCCAAAUUAUCACAAAAACCAACAAUAUAUGGUUUCUUUUGAUGAUAGAGACGAGAAAACAUUAAAAACAGUUAAAUUAGAAAUCACAAAGAAUAUGGAAGAAUCGAAUUUACCUCAACUAAAAAGCACACACUUCCAAAACGUCCACAAAAACCAUAUUCAAGGAGUGAUAUUCAUAAAAAACGAAAUUGAAGAGCUUAGUGAUUCAAAUUCCGAUAAUUUUGAAACGGCUAGUCAAAAAAAUUAUCCAGAGCUGAACUUAAACACCAAUCUUAAUCCAUACAAAUGUGAUAUCUGUCAAAAAUUGUUUAACAGAAGCAGCUCUUUAAAGCUCCAUUUAUUAAGACAUAGCGGAAAAAAAAUUAUAAAUGUAACGUUUGCGAUAAAUCGUUUUAUCGAAUGGCCGAUUUAAAGAGACACUCGCUGGUUCACACUGACGAGAGAAACUACAAAUGCAGUGAAUGCGAAAAGGCUUUUUACGAGAGGAGUCAUUUAAGAUUGCAUGUCCUAACUCACAACAACGAGAGACGCCAUAAAUGCGACGUUUGUAACAAAUCAUUUUACCGCAAAUCCGAUUUAACGAGGCAUUUAUUGAUCCAUUCGAACGAGAGAAACUAUCAAUGUGAAGUUUGCCAGAAAUCUUUUAUCGAAAAGGCUAAGCUAAAAUUGCAUCUAUUCACGCACAGCGGCGAAAAAAAACACAAAUGUGAUGUUUGUAGUAAAUUAUUCCAAGCGAAGAGCCAUUUAAACAGGCACUUGUUGAUUCAUUCGAACCAGAAGAACUUCAAAUGUGAAAUUUGCCAAAAAUCGUUCUACGACAAAGGGAACUUGAACAGGCAUUUGCUGAUACACACUGAUGUAAAAAGGUUCAAAUGCGACAUUUGCAACAAAUCGUUUCAAGAGAACAAGAAUUUAAAGAGGCACUUAUUGAUCCAUGCGAACGAGAAAAAUUUCCAAUGCAAUAUUUGCCAUAAAUCGUUUUACGAAAAAAAUAGUUUGAAAAGACAUUCGUUAAUUCAUACAGGCGAGAGGAAUAUAAAGUGCCACAUUUGCGAUAAAUCGUUCUUCGAAGAGAGCAAUUUGAAGAAGCACUUGCUGCUUCACGCGAAGAACAUAUUAAAGUGUCAGGUUUGCCAGCAGACAUUCUACGGAAAAAAUAAUUUGAGCCUGCACCUCUUGGUUCACAGUGGAGGCAAAGAGCACACAUGUGAUAUUUGCCACAAAUCGUUCAGCCGGAAGUAUAUUUUAAAAAGACAUUUGUUAAUUCACAGCGGCAUGAAAAAUUAUAAAUGUGAUAUUUGUGAUAGCUCGUUUUACCAAAAGAGCACUUUAAUGAGGCAUUAUGCAAUUCAUAAUGUUAAGAGCUUCUAGUAUUGGUAACCACUAUUUUAAAUUAAUGUAAAGUAAUUUAAACGAGCUUUAAUUGAUAGUUUGUUCAAAUAAUAUAAAUAAUAUAAAGAUACUUGAAAUUUCAGGCAAUGUAAAGGUAACUGUUUAAU
Messenger RNA from Phyllotreta striolata, 1793 nucleotides. NCBI's taxonomy places the organism in Eukaryota, Metazoa, Arthropoda, Insecta, Coleoptera, Chrysomelidae. The record is from the annotation of a GenBank genome assembly.